Sclerotinia trifoliorum is the source of this 3082-nucleotide messenger RNA. The record is from the annotation of a GenBank genome assembly. NCBI's taxonomy places the organism in Eukaryota, Fungi, Ascomycota, Leotiomycetes, Helotiales, Sclerotiniaceae.
UUUGAUAUUUUGAUAUUAAUAGAAGGAAUACAUAAAUAUAUCAUAUUCCAGAAAAAGGGAUCUAUCUGUUCAUACCCCUGAGCUGAUCAAACAAAUGAUGAUGAAGCUAAAGCUCAGGCGAGAUUCUUAACAAAGUGUCCUAUUCUUACUCGGCUCAAAACUUUGGUGGUAAUCUCGCUCUAUUUCUGUCAAGGGGUCUUCAAUUUCCUUAUAAAAUCUACCAACACAAGGGACAACAAUUCAUUUCCACUGGUCUCCUUUGAGAUCAAUGCUAUCUUCUUACGUUCUCUAAAACAGUUUGCUGCUGAAGCACUCUUGUAGGUUAUUCCCAGUUCUGAUACCAUUGUAUCGGCUCUUUCAAGCUCUUAGAGCCUUCACACUCGCACCCAUAUAUAUUUAUAUAUCUAACCUUUAUUGUGCCCCUUAGAAAUUUUUAUACCUUUCGCAUCUGAAUAUGUCUUCUCAAGGUUCAGUGCGGAAACGAAAAGGUGGUUCAGUCCCACCUCAAGGAAAAGAUAAAGAUGCCUCUGUUGUUGCAGCUCCUCACCCUGAGCUCGAUGCUUUGGUGAAAGAUAUACAGACCAAAAACGGACCAGAAUGGGAUUAUAGGAUCGCAUUGUUUAUCAUCACGGUUCUGGCAUUUGUCACAAGAUUCUGGGGAAUCAGUCAUCCAAAUGAGGUGGUGUUUGACGAAGUUCAUUUCGGCAAGGUAAUUUCCAUCAUAUUCUUCAGAAGUUAUAGCUUUUCUGACACCUUGUCCAACAGUUUGCUUCAUAUUACCUUGAACGGACCUACUUCUUCGACGUUCAUCCUCCCUUUGGGAAGCUUCUUUUCGCCUUGAUGGGUUGGUUCGUCGGAUAUGAUGGGCAUUUCCACUUCGAAAACAUUGGGGACUCGUACAUCGAUAACAAGGUGCCAUAUGUGGCUUUCCGCGCUAUGCCCGCUCUCCUCGGAGCUUUAACAGUCCCCACUGUCUUCGCUAUCAUGUGGGAAUCUGGUUAUACUCUACCUGCCUGCGUCCUUUCCGCUUCAUUGGUACUAUUCGACAACGCCCAUAUAGGCCAAACCCGCUUGAUCUUAUUGGAUGCCACCCUUGUUCUUGCAAUGGCAUGCAGUCUUCUAUGUUAUAUCAAAUUUUACAAACUCCGACAUAUCCCAUUUUCGAGAAAGUGGUGGAAGUGGCUCCUAUUGACAGGAUUCGCUUUAAGUUGCGACAUCUCCACCAAGUACGUUGGCACAUUCGCAUUUGUUACAAUUGGUUCCGCAGUCGCAAUUGAUCUCUGGAGUUUGUUGGACAUCAAUCGUCGCCAGGGUGCUUUGAGCUUACCAGAAUUUGGCAAGCAUUUCGCAGCUCGUGCUGUUGCCCUCAUCAUUGUACCGUUCCUCUUCUACUUGUUUUGGUUCCAGGUACAUUUCGCAAUCUUGACCAAAUCUGGCCCUGGUGAUGAUUUCAUGUCCCCUGAAUUCCAAGAGACGCUUAGCGACAACGCCAUGACCGCAAAUGCCGUUACCAUUAAUUAUUUUGACAACAUUCAAAUCAAGCACAAGGAAACACAUGGAUACUUACACAGCCAUCCCGAUACAUAUCCACUUAGAUAUGAUGACGGUAGAGUUUCUAGUCAAGGUCAGCAAGUUACUGGUUACCCAUAUGCCGAUGCCAACAACCAUUGGCAAAUCAUCCCUGCAGGCACUUUUGAAGAGGUUGCUGGUCGCCCUGUUAAGAACAACGAAGUUGUUAGAUUAAGACAUGUGAUCACAAACACAAUGCUCUUGUCACACGAUGUUGCUUCUCCAUACUACCCAACAAACCAAGAAUUCACCACUGUUUCCAUCGAAGAGGCUUUGGGCGAUCGCCUGAAUGAUACAUUAUUUGAACUACGAAUCGAAAAUGGAAAAUCACGCCAAGACUUCAAGAGUCUUCAAGGACAAUUCAAGCUCAUUCAUUGGUCAAGUAAGGUUGCUAUGUGGACACACACAACUCCCUUGCCAGAUUGGGGCUACAAACAACAAGAAAUCAACGGAAACAAGAAUUUGGCUCAAAGUUCGAACAUCUGGUAUGUGGAUGAGAUCCCAUCCAUUCCUAAGGACUCUCCCCGUUUAAUCAAGGAAGAACGCAAGGUUAAGAGCGUACCAUUCUUGAAGAAAUGGUUUGAGCUACAACGAGCUAUGUUCUAUCACAACAAUGCUUUAACUAGCAGCCAUCCAUAUGCUAGUGAACCUUUUGUUUGGCCAUUUCUUUUGAGAGGUGUUAGUUUCUGGACCCACAAUGACACCAGACAACAAAUCUACUUUCUAGGAAACCCACUUGGUUGGUGGUUGGCAAGUAGUUUGCUUGCAGUUUAUGCCGGAAUCUGGGCUGCUGAUCAAUUGUCCUUGCGCCGUGGCGUCGAUGCACUGGAUAACCGUGAGUCUUAUACUUUUCUAGCCUCUGCAAAGACUCAAACUAACAAUUGGCUUAGGUACCCGAUCCCGUCUUUAUAAUUCCACUGGUUUCUUCUUCCUUGCCUGGGCAACACAUUACCUACCGUUUUACCUCAUGGGUCGUCAAUUGUUCUUGCAUCAUUAUUUACCUGCCCACUUAGCAUCAUGUCUGAUCACUGGAGCAUUGCUUGAGUUCAUUUUCAACGUGGAGCCUGUCAUGGACGAUGUUCCAUCGGGAGCUGCGAAGAAGGCAGGUGCAGUCAAGACGCACCUCCCAGCUCGCGAAAAGCUCGUCGGACAAAACUUAAUGAUGUCCUGGGCCGCAGUUGUAGUCAUUCUCUCCGUUGUACUUUUCGGGUGGUAUUACUUCUUACCAUUGACGUAUGGCUAUCCAGGCCUUAGCGUUCCCGAAGUCAAUGCAAGAAAAUGGCUAGGAUAUGAUCUCCAUUUCGCCAAAUAAAUUGGCGGCCUUGAAACCGAUUUAUAUAAUAAAUUAUGAGGUGAGUGGAAAGUGUAACGAUACUAGGGAAGGGUACGUGAUGCAUGGUUCGACAAAAGUGGAGUGGCUUUGGGAAUUUGACAUUGGCAAUGGGGAUUUGUAAAACAUGGAUUUCCUAGAUCUAUCUAUUAAAGUUGAAGAUUUUUUGAAUGUCCUUUCCAU